AUCUUUCUUCCACUCUUCCAUUCUAUAUUCAUUUUUAAUAACCUUGCUUAGGCGAUGUAAAGUAUCACUAAAUAUUAAAAUAUCAUACAUUUAAAUAUCGACUACAUUGGUCCAAUCAAUUUAAUCCCCCUCACACAUAACACAACUUUUAUAAAUUCCAUUUACAGGCCGGCCAUUUGCACUCGUUCUUCUUCUUCUUCUCCACAUGCCCCACAUAAACGUCGCGCUACAAGUGCACAACGUCUCACUUUCAUCCUUUACAACUUUUCUCUCUCCCUCAUUUCCAUCACAAUUUCAUCUACUCAAAAUAAAAUAAAAAUUGAGACUACAAAAGAUAAAACACCCAAAUAUAAACUGGCCCGUCUCCAUUUUCGUUCACAAAAUCUCGCUUUAUAUAGCUUAUACUCAUGUAAGUAUUUGCUUUAUAUUCAAGUCUACAUUUAUCACUGCUGCUUCUAACGACAAAUCUUUGUAGUUUGGGAUUUGUUAAAUUAUUAUCACAGAAUAUUACGUGAGGUAUCUUGGAUAUCUUUUAUUAAGCUAUUUACUUAUCCUAUUGUAUAGAACUAUAUACUAAUACUUUCUAGAUUAUUACUGCUGCUUAUAACUCUAUGUUGUUAGGAAUUUGUUCGCGGUUGACGAAGUCGUUUUCGACAAACUGUUUACUGUCUGAACUCACCAAUGUCGUCGCAUGAAUAUUCAGCGCCCUUUCGACUACUUUACUUGCUCUGCUUUUUUCUUCUCCAUGACAGCUAUGUUUCCUUAUUUUCUCCUUCACCACCGUACCACAGAAAAAAACUGUGAUUUUAAAAGCCACAUUUACUUCUUUUUUUGUUGGGUCUAAAUGUUAAAAUAACAUGUGUACUUUAAAAGGAAGAACAUGGCUUCAUCCGCUUCAUGACAUGUGAUCCUCAUCCUAUAUCAUCCUCAGAUUCUGGUUCUUGACUUUGUACAAACAACGGUGGCGGAGAAAACAGCAGAGCGUUCUAUUGCAGAAACAUGGGGAAGAUCUUGAAAACUAAGUCUUCUUGGCCAAGAACCGUCGUUAGGAAGUGGCUAAACUUACGUAGCAGCGCUUACGAGUUCCACUCCGAUUACCAAGUCAAAGGUGAGAGAUUGGCUCGUGCAGUAACGGAGCCAACUCAGCCGAGGAGAAAAAGUUGCUCUGACGGUGAUUACUAUAUGAUCGUACCGGGAAAGUAUCCAGGUUGGUUGGGCCAAGCAAAUGGGGAUUUAAAUCAAUCAAUGGGUGAACAUGUGGCACGUGUUGAUGACAAACUUGAUCUCAAAAUGUUCGUCGGGACAUGGAACGUGGGAGGGAAGUCGCCACAUGAUGGAUUAGACCUAAAAGAUUGGCUUAAAUCUCCCGCUGAUACCGACAUUUACGUGCUAGGGUUUCAAGAAAUCGUGCCGCUAAAUGCCGGUAACGUACUUGGAGCAGAGGAUAAUGGCCCUGCGGCUAAGUGGUUAUCUCUUAUCCGAGAAGCCUUGAACAACAACAACAACAUAUCGCACAAAGACCUCGAACUUUCUAUUAAUCACAGAACCUUCUUGGAACUUGCUAAAUCAUCACAACAGCCCCGUCACAGCUUCUCCAGUCUCCCGGAUGAUAACCCAUUUGCAUGCAAUUCGACUCCUCUUCGAGGCUAUUCCCUUGCAGCGAGUAAACAGAUGGUGGGGAUAUUUUUGUGUGUGUGGAUAAGAGAUGAUCUCCGGAAACGUAUUACCAACCUCAAGGUUUCAUGCGUUGGUCGUGGCAUCAUGGGAUACCUUGGAAACAAGGGCUCUAUAUCAAUCAGCAUGUCAUUGCAUGAGACGAGUCUAUGUUUUGUUUGUACGCAUCUUACGUCUGGAGAAAGAGAAGGCGACGAGAUCAGAAGGAACUUAGAUGUGACCGAGAUUAUAAAGAGGACCAGAUUUUCGCGUUCUUCUAAAGAUUUUCAACCCGAAUCAAUAAUGGACCAUGAUAAAGUAAUAUGGCUCGGAGAUUUGAAUUAUCGGCUAAGGGCCAGUAGUGACGUGCAUGAACAGCUUAAGAAUCAUGAUUGGGAAGCACUUCUUGAGAAAGAUCAGCUAAAGAUAGAACAAAGAGCUGGUAGAGUUUUUCAUGGAUGGGAAGAAGGAAAGAUUUAUUUCGCACCAACCUAUAAAUAUUUUAUAAACUCUGAUAAUUACGUUGUACAAACCGAAAAAUCAAAGGAAAAGCGCAGAACACCAGCUUGGUGUGAUCGAAUAUUGUGGAAAGGUGACGGGAUGAAACAAAUUUGGUACACGAGGGGAGAGUCGAGAUUCUCGGACCACAGACCGGUUCAAUCUUUAUUUUCAUUUCAUAUUGAUUUGACUCAGAAUCAAUCGAACCGGAAGACCAGACUGAUCCACCAAAACCAUCGUCCCAACCCGGUAUUGCCUUACACAUGCCACGGGAAAGUCCAUGCUGAAGAGAUCUUGUUACUCACACGUGCACAAAGUUGUAUAGUCACACAACCUAGACUUAUAUCGUCUGCUAUUCAUUAGUUUCUUUGUUUUUGUUUCUGUUACUUUUUGGAUGUUUUCAUGUUGGCAAAGAAGAUAUGACACAUGGA
Molecule: messenger RNA, 2582 nt
Organism: Brassica napus (rape)
Lineage: Eukaryota; Viridiplantae; Streptophyta; Magnoliopsida; Brassicales; Brassicaceae
Product: type I inositol polyphosphate 5-phosphatase 8-like
Exons: 10
Coding region: 1000-2514 (504 amino acids)
Biological process (GO): phosphatidylinositol dephosphorylation
Molecular function (GO): phosphatidylinositol-4,5-bisphosphate 5-phosphatase activity; inositol-polyphosphate 5-phosphatase activity; phosphatidylinositol-3,4,5-trisphosphate 5-phosphatase activity
Source: RefSeq, a predicted model, not a curated record